Messenger RNA from Sitophilus oryzae (rice weevil), 483 nucleotides. It is a transcript of the gene ATPsynG, whose product is annotated as ATP synthase subunit g, mitochondrial. Gene Ontology annotation, molecular function: proton transmembrane transporter activity. The coding region runs from base 116 to 415 and encodes 99 amino acids. The record is from RefSeq and is a predicted model, not a curated record. Gene Ontology annotation, biological process: proton motive force-driven ATP synthesis. NCBI's taxonomy places the organism in Eukaryota, Metazoa, Arthropoda, Insecta, Coleoptera, Curculionidae. The transcript has 3 exons.
AGGAAGAAGCAUCCAGCAGCUCACUUCAUAGUAGUUCGAAGACAGAAGCAGAAGUAGAAGGAAAAAGGAGUUUCAAAGUCAAAUUAUAAUAAAAUACUUUAAACAGUUUUAAAAAAUGGCCCAAUUAAUAUCCAAGGUGCCGACACUAAUUAACAGAUCUAUAGCAGCGGCAAAACCGAAAUUGGAAGUAUUCGUAAAAUAUGCUAAAGUUGAAUUAACCCCUCCCACCCCUGCAGACAUUCCACAAAUUAGAGCUGGAAUUGGCAGAUUAAUCAGCGAUGCCAAGAGUGGAAAGUGGAAGAACACCACUGUCAAGGAGGCUUUUGUUAAUACUUUGGUCUCAGUAGAGGUCUUAUGUUGGUUUUAUGUUGGCGAAUGCAUUGGAAAACGCCAUAUUGUUGGAUAUGAUGUGUAAUUUUUUAUAUUUUUUUUUAAAUGAAACUGUAGAUUAAUUUGAAUAAAUAUUAAUAACAUAAACUAAUA